Clonostachys solani is the source of this 444-nucleotide messenger RNA. The record is from the annotation of a GenBank genome assembly. Lineage: Eukaryota; Fungi; Ascomycota; Sordariomycetes; Hypocreales; Bionectriaceae.
AUGGCUGAGGUUAAGGAUACACAAGGCAGCCGGCCUAUUAAAUUCACCCUCACUCACUAUCGUAAACCGGAGCAUACUCAUGAAGCCUUUAUCGAUUGGAUUGUCAAUUGGCACCUCCCACGUGCGAUCCCUAUCUUCAAAAAGCAUGGAAUACUUGAGUACAAGAUCUUUACAACUCCUUCUGACAUGAAUUCCGGGUUGAAGGCUAUGAUGAUCGAGAAGCGUCCAACUUGGAGCUUUGCUGACUUCGACUGCUUCCUGGAGUACACAGUCCCCAACAUCGAGGCCCUCAACAAUGUCAUGUCAGACCCUGACUGGCCAGCUGCCUUGGAGCAGGAACCUGAUUGGGUUGAUGCGAGCAGGUCUUUGCUUUCUAUUGGAUAUGAAACACCUUACCUUCUGAGCAAUGGAGAUGUUGUGAACGUCCCUGGCAUUUCCAAAUAA